AUGAAUAGAUAUGGGGAGAUGUAAUGGAUUUUGGUUACAAAUGUUAAAUGAUCUGAACGAACACUCUCAGAAGAAGAAGAAGGAAGAGCCUCUUUAGGAUGAGAGAAAAAGGUUAAUGAUUGGUGUGAAAAAAGAUCAAAAUAUUAGAUUGAAUUCAAUAUUCGACUCGAUUAGGGAUCGAUAAGAUCAGAGACCAAUAAUAAGCCUAAACAUGCUCAAAAGCGAGGGAACUCGAAUCUUAUAUAACUCCUAAGACGCUUGACUCAUUGAUUAUUAAUUGUAACCAUUUUAAUUUAAUACACCUAUUUUCCUACUACCCUAAUAGUUAGGUUUUGAACCUUAAAUGUGAACCAAAAUGUAAUGAAUCUAACCCAGGAUUGUAAUACUGUAUGAGGGAAUUCUCGGGUGGAAGGAAUGUUCUAUAGAAUAUCAGUGUCUGAAAAAUUCAUCCAAUGAUAUCUUU
Paramecium octaurelia is the source of this 463-nucleotide messenger RNA. Lineage: Eukaryota; Ciliophora; Oligohymenophorea; Peniculida; Parameciidae. The record is from the annotation of a GenBank genome assembly.